This is a messenger RNA of Lingula anatina, 954 nucleotides long. RefSeq names its product protein SYS1 homolog. Gene Ontology annotation, cellular component: Golgi membrane; trans-Golgi network. The record is from RefSeq and is a predicted model, not a curated record. NCBI's taxonomy places the organism in Eukaryota, Metazoa, Brachiopoda, Lingulata, Lingulida, Lingulidae. Gene Ontology annotation, biological process: Golgi to plasma membrane protein transport; Golgi to endosome transport; protein localization to Golgi apparatus.
AAAAAUUAAACAGCUUUUUACGCGUUUGAACAGCAUCAUUCAUGAUGACGAUAAAUUCGUUGUUCUGGCAUCUUUUUUCGCCAGCGUGUGAGUCAGCUUAGUAUUAACUUCACAUGGUUAAAUGAAUACGUUUGGUUCCCAUAAACGGUUAAGAUUAAGAUCGCAUGAAGGAAAAUCGUAGGAAAUCACCUAGUGAGACAGACAUAUAAUUUAAGUGAGAACAAUACUAGACAGGCCCUGGCUGCCAUCAUUUGUAGCUCAUUGUGUCCAUUGAGGCUCCUGGAGCAUCAAAGAUUGCAUAUGGUGAAACACUGAAAGCAAUACAGAUUGCGUUAGAUGAGACCCCAGAGGCCAGGUUAACUGCAUUGGAUGUGGUACUAAACCGAUUUUACAUUGUGUUGGGUGAGACAGCCUCUUAGCUGUUAGAUAACGACCUGAAAAAUGACUGCGGGACACUUUAGGAGCAGUGCUUGGGAUCCAUUUCUAAUAAUUGCUCAGAUUAUUUCCAUGCAGAGUGCUUUCUAUGUGGGCCUAGGAGUCUGGAUUGCUAUGGUGGACUUUGUUGCAGGAGCAGAUAGGUCACUGGAACAGUUUUUUAAAUAUGAGGAACUUCAGUUUAAAGAAUUCACAGGAAGAUUAAUCAUGGGUGCUUUUGUUUUAAAUUCUUUAACAUGUGCAUUGGGCUUGUGGUACACAGUCAAGAGGACAAAGCUUUGUUUAGACUUUGCCAGUACCGUCCAUCUUAUCCACUUGGUGGUGUGCUGGGGAUACAAUGCAAGGUUUCCUUACACAGUCUCCUGGUGGCUAGUGAACAUCAUCUGUAUAGUACUCAUGACUGUUCUGGGAGAGUUCUUAUGUAUGAGAAGUGAACUAAAAGCAAUACCAUUGGGAAUGGGACCCAAGGCAGAUUUAUAGCUCUGGACAUGGGUAACUUAUGGCUUAAAUUUUUGGAUU